AUGAUUAAAAAGUUUCCUAUCGACUAUAUGCACCAGCUGUGUUUGGGAGUGACUUGGAUUAGAGGUAGCCGGGAAGUCAAGUUGUCAGCUGGUCAGGUCGAGGAGAUCAGUAAUAGAUUAACUGGUCUGAAACCAUUUGUUCCAAGUUUCUUUGCACGUAAACCAAGAGUCAUGGCAGAAAUCGAUAGGUGGAAGGCAACUGAGUAUAGGCAAUUUCUUGUGUAUACUGGUCAGAUAGUUCUCAGUGGUAUACUAAGGACUGAUCUAUAUGAUCACUUCUUAUGCCUUAGCGUUGCUAGUUCCAUACUGAUAUGCCCUAGGUUAGCUUUGCUUCAUAGGCUGUAUGCUAAGCAACUGAUGGAAUACUUUGUGGAGCAGGGGAAGGUUUUAUAUGGCAAUGAGUUUAAAGUGUAUAAUGUGCAUAGCAUGAUACAUUUGGCUGAUGAGGUCCAGGAGUAUGGAAGCUUGGAUGCAUUUCCAUUCGAAAAUUAUAUGCAGAAAUUAAAAAGAUUGGUUCGGUCUGGAAAGAACCCUAUUGCGCAGAUAGCCAAACGACUAAGUGAGAGCUAUGGUGCCAUCCCGCAGUCCCGAGAAGCAGUAAUCAGUCUGAAGAAACCGGACAAUUGUUUUAUACUGAGUGAUUCAUCUUGUUGUGAGGUGCUUGAUAAAUCUAAUCAUUCCGAUGAUGGCGAAAAUAAAUAUUUGUGUCGUGUAUAUGAGAGGACUGAAGCUCUAUUUCAUCGACCAUGUGAUUCUCGCCUCAUUGGUGUGCACAAAGGGAAUCCACGGUGGACAACUAUGAAAGUUGUGUCAGCACAAUCCCUCAACAGAAAUGCAAUGAAGGUUGAUCUUGGGCCAAACAAGAUUGUUUUUAUGACUAUCCUACACAGUAACUAA
Paramuricea clavata is the source of this 897-nucleotide messenger RNA. The record is from the annotation of a GenBank genome assembly. Lineage: Eukaryota; Metazoa; Cnidaria; Anthozoa; Malacalcyonacea; Plexauridae.